GUUGGUCCAACUCCUACGUGACACGGCCGAGAGGGUCCCAUGCUGCCAUGUGCCGUGCCGGACCGAUGCGCUCGACAUCGCGACAGAAAUGGUGGUCGUCGAGGAGGUCAAUUGGAUAACCAAGGGUACCUGGGCCAGGGAAGUCAAGGUAACCAAGGGAACCAGGGAAGCGGAAGGGCUCGUUUUGAUCGGAGAACCGCCAUAUGCCAACACUGUGACAAGCAAGGUCACAGUAUACGGUUCUGCAAUGCAAGGCGGGAAGAGGAAAGAGUGGGACUGAUGUACUCCAAUAUGGACGGUGACAUUUACGAUCAGUUCGGGGAGUAUAUUGAUAGGAUGGUCCCUGGCGGAGUGAGAGCGGAGGCCCAAAGUAGAGUAACCGCACGACAAGCGCUGCCUGCCACGUUCAGGUUAUGGCAAGAGAAAGAGGACCCACCAAUUAGAGUGGAAGAGGUGGGAAGUAAUGAGGAAGUGACCCAAAGGCUGCGGGCAGGGGAUAUAAGGGAGGAGCCCAUGGAUUCAGAGGACGAGAAUGAAGAGGAGAAAAUAGAGCCCCCAUUAGUCCUGCUGGGGAAGAUGGAAGACCUGUUGGACAAAGUGGGGAGAUACCAACAGAAGUUGGUGGACCUCUGUGAAGGAGUGAAGGAAUGGAGGGCCAGCAUCCCCAAGGUCUUCCUCUACGAUUUCGACCCAAAAUCCAUGCCAGGACGACCUGAGGUGACCACCGUGGGAUCAGGCCCGCGGUCAGGGAUGAUGACUAGACCUCCUACGCCGCAGGAAGGCCGGCGCAGGCUGCUCGUACCCGAGUUGGAGCGGAUUCCUGGGAAUAAGAACAGGGCAGACGGGCUGAGCCGUAUCAACUGGGAUAAGCAAGAGGAGGAGGCGGUAGAGAACACGCCCCCAGUUGAUGGCUUCCUGGAUCAGGAAGAGGACAUCCGUCUUCACAUCAAUGAGUUGUCCCCGCGAGUACCUAGCUGCGUUGGCCAUCCUAGUUGGCGUGCGCCAAGCAAGUAUGAACGGAAGGUAGAGCUGAUACUCAAGCCUUUCGAAGAGGAAGAUCCAUGGGGAAGCAGAGAUGUCCAAUGGAUGAUGAAGUUGGCGCUGACAGGCACGCAUAGUCUGGUAAAGGAAGUGAGAACGAUAGAGGAAGGACCAUAUCGGGUGGAGAAGCACGAUGAUUUGAUGGGGGGAAUGUAUCUUCCCGUCAUUGAGUCGUCUAACUUUACGAAGACAGGCAUGCCAAGAGGAGGGAAGGGGAUGCGGCCGCCACGGAGGCCGUUGGGAGCAUCAGGAGGGUACGAGCGGCAUGGGUCUCACCACCAAGAGAGUACGCCGGUGUACGACGAUGGGGAUAUUGAGUUGUUCCUGGACGAGUUCUGGGGGUAUACAGAUCAUAUGAGUUGGACUGUGACCCAGGCGAUCGGGAGGCUGAGAGGAGCCGACAGGUUCGUGGAGCCCAUUGCACAGAUUCGUAGGGAGGCGAGGACGAGGCCGGAGGUAGAAGCGAGGAUGCAGGAGCUAUGACCAUCACCUGUAGGACCUGACGGCAGACCGAUCCGCCUGGAGAUCGGGAAUGCAGAGGAGUUCAUUCCCGCCUACGAGCAGUUCACGCAUGGCCAGGGUAUAUUGAGGGAUGAAUGAGCGAGAACGUUACCCCUGUGGACCAGAAAAGCGGAGAGGCCAUUGGCCAGGCAGAUCAGGGAUAUGGCCCGAGAUUGGGAGAGCUGCAGGGCGCACUUGAGAGAGGCAUUUCGACGGACAGAGCGGCCUCAGUCCAGAGUAGAGUGACGCAAGUCACCUAUGCAAAACACCGA
This is a messenger RNA of Chara braunii, 1814 nucleotides long. NCBI's taxonomy places the organism in Eukaryota, Viridiplantae, Streptophyta, Charophyceae, Charales, Characeae. The record is from the annotation of a GenBank genome assembly.